This is a messenger RNA of Bactrocera tryoni, 881 nucleotides long. It is a transcript of the gene Tsen2, whose product is annotated as tRNA-splicing endonuclease subunit Sen2. Gene Ontology annotation, cellular component: tRNA-intron endonuclease complex. Bases 146 to 865 code for a protein of 239 amino acids. NCBI's taxonomy places the organism in Eukaryota, Metazoa, Arthropoda, Insecta, Diptera, Tephritidae. Gene Ontology annotation, molecular function: tRNA-intron lyase activity; nucleic acid binding. The record is from RefSeq and is a predicted model, not a curated record. Gene Ontology annotation, biological process: tRNA splicing, via endonucleolytic cleavage and ligation; tRNA-type intron splice site recognition and cleavage. The transcript is spliced from 2 exons.
ACAUUCAGCUGAUUAUCAACUUAUUUAAAAUCAAAAAAAAAAGUAAUAAUGCAUAAACAAUAACAAAUUAUGUGAUUAUAAAGUCGAAGAUGCCUUUUUAACCAACGCAUUCCAUUUCGUUAAAUUGUUAUUGUCUAUAUUGAUAAUGUUAUUUACUCCAAUAAUUAAACAAAAGAAAGGUGGCAAUAAAAGCUCAUUGCCACCACCUCUUCCGGACGGCUCUUCGGUAAUUGGAGUAUUCACCGGUAUUUCGGUAGAAGUGUGCGGUGCCGAAGAUAUUAGAAAAAUAUACGAAAAUGGAUUUUUUGGUAAAGGCAGUAAAUCCAGAGGAGCACCGAAAUUAGUAACAACUGACACCAUCGAUGAUACCGAGAGCCUGUCACUGGAAUUGGAAGAGUCUGCAUUUCUGGCAUAUUUUCUUGGUAUCUUACGUAUACACGAUAUCCAAUGUAACGAAAUGCAAUAUAGAGAAUUUUUGGAAGCUGCUAGAAAUGUUAAUUCGCAUUUUCUAGAAUGUUUUGGUUCUUAUCUAUAUCUUAAGUCAAAAGGAUGGGUUAUUAAAAGUGGUAUUAAAUUCGGCGGCAACUUUUUGAUUUAUAAAAGAGGUCCGCGUUACAACCAUGCUAGCUUCAUUAUUUUUGUGCAUACUAAAUCUGAUACAAAAGAUAUCUCAAUCAAAGACCUAAAAGGACUUCAGCGCAUUGCCGAAACCUCAGAUAAGGAUGUCUUGUUGCUGGAAGUGUCGAAACCAAAUGAUUUAACUUAUAAUACUAUUUCCGACCUUGCUGCACUUAAAAUUUCAGAAACAAUAAUUAGACGAUUUAACAGCACUUCAUUUGUACAAAGUCAAAAGAUAACAAAAUAGAACGAUGAAAAUUACA